CUCUUCAGAACGCACGUCUCUCUUCGGUCCAAAAUGGUCAACUACAGGACCGCAGUUUUGUUUCCUCCGUCAUCACUAUAUGUUAGCUCCAACGUCAGAGAGUUGGGAGAGAAAGAAACAAUAUAUAUCUCCUCUGACUCACUGGAAUAAGCCGAGACACCACAUGCAACCCCGCCUCCUCCUCCACCUCCUUCUCUAGCUGGAAGAAUUGUGACGGCAUUUGGGAAAAGCCAGUGAGAAGAGCUGCGAGGAGCUGCAGUGUGUAUUGGCCACUGCGGUGCUUCAGAAUGGCGGAGGGGGGCGGCAGGUGCAGUGGAUCUGGGAUGCUGAACGGGGACCGCGGGGGAUGGACCAACUAAUCACCCUCCCGCACGUUCUGCCAGCAUCAGAACCACGCCGUGACAGAUCUGGACUUAGGCUAUUCUAUCUUCAGGAAAUAUUAAGACUGCAAUGAACUACACCACUACCAGAUGUAAGGGGAAAUAUAUGCAACACCGUACCUUUUUAGGCUAAUUUCUGAAAUGUUUCAAAUCUGUCUUGAAGACAAAAAUUCGGGUGCUCCUAAUUAAUGAGCUGGUCACAUUUGCUGCGAGCGAGGCGAGACACUGGGCACUAUUGCCAAAUGCCCUCAUUUAAAUACUUUACUUCUACACUAUAACCAAGUAAAGCUAUAGGCUUUACAUUUAAUCGUGACGUAUUAGUGUGUACAUCCGUUGGGCUGUGGAGACAUUAGUGCCCGGGAUGAUUGUAUUGGUUGGUUUUAUCGCCGUCGCGUAACGGUGUCUGUCGGUGUGUGUUCAGAGCCCCGAGCUGUUCCAUGCCGCCUGUCGACACUACAGCAGCCUGCGCGCCUCAGAGCUAACGGAAUAACGGGAUAUAGUACUGUGCUGGGGACUGGAUCGGUUUCGUCUCCGGUGCACCAGAACAGGCCACCUUGCACUCUACCGGCUGGAGAAACGCACUACAACAUUAAGCAGCGGGUUUCCUCACGAGAAGAUUUGUCAUAUUUUUCUCUCUCUCUCUUGUUUAACGGAUUGGAACUCUACACUUAUGACAAAUUGGGGGUUAUUCGAUCAUAUGGAGAGAGAGAGGAUCAAUAAUUAUUUCCUCACGUCUUCUUCUUCUUCUUCUCCUUCUUCUCCUUCUCCUUCUUCUUCUCCUUCUUCACCCCUGCAGCACAAGCAAGAAUAACUGUCGAAGCAGCUUCUUUUUUCUCUUCUACAGCAUUGGACAAAGAAUGCUGCAAUCUACUGAAUGGACAUGGACAAGAGAGACACAGGAUCCUUGUUGCCACGGAGAAGAACAAGGAGCACAUGAAUAGAUGUAGAUUCAAAGAUGAUCCUAUUCAAGACGUAUUCAAAGGGGACCAGGGAUGACCAAGUGAAAGAGUUGGACCCCUUUACUUUUCUUCCAUGGAACAUGGUCUUCCUGUCUGUCCUUUUUGAUAAGGGCCUCUGUUCUUCUUCUUCGUUGGAAAUAACAGACUAUUAUAGGACAACUAUUUGACUUGGUGACAUUGUGUUAUAUGAUUUCAGAAGAUGGGUUCUGACCCCUUCAAGAUCACCUGACCUGAUUGGACCAACCGGAUGUUGGAGGCGCCAACCGACGUCUCUGGCAGGGCAAAACCAGGAACUAUAACAUCUUGAUCCUCUAGAGGGACCUUUUAAAGUCUCCCCUCUCCCCCCCACUUCCUUCUGGUGGGGGGGAGGGCAUAGCAGUUAGCCUAUCACAGCUCAGGACUUGUCCCUUCAAUAGCCAGUUAGCCUAUCACAACCAGGUCUGGUCCCUUUGUUAGCAAGUUAGCCUAUCACAGCUCAGGACUGGUCCCUUUGUUAGCCAGUUAGCCUAUCACAACUCAGGACUGGUCCCUUUGUUAGCUUGUUAGCCUAUCACAGCUCAGGACUGGUCCCUUUGUUAGCUUGUUAGCGUAUCACAGCUCAGGACUGGUCCCUUUGUUAGCUUGUUAGCCUAUCACAGCUCAGGACUGGUCCCUUUGUUAGCUUGUUAGCGGAUCACAGCUCAGGACUGGUCCCUUUGUUAGCUUGUUAGCCUAUCACAGCUCAGGACUGGUCCCUUCAUUAGCCUGUUAGCGUAUCACCUGUGAGGAUACUGAGACCAGGACCAGACCAGCAGCAUGGAGGCUAGUCAGGGUCACAGCCAGGGCAGCCCAGAGAGCACUAACCGGGCCGUGGAGUACCUCCUGGAGCUCAACAACAUCAUAGAGAGCCAGCAGAAGCUCCUGGACACCCAGAGGCACCGUAUCGAUGAGCUAGAGGUCCAGUUAGACCGCCUGGCCCAGGAGAAUAAAGAUCUACGCCUGGACCGCCAGCGACCUUUACCCCCUGAACCCCCACCACCACCCGGCCCCCCGCCACCACCUGCCAACAAAACUAGCCACACAGCCAUACCCUUCGUACCAGUUCGCCCGGUUCAGACCAAGUCCUUUAUUAGUACCAGAACCAACACUACAGCCAUACCCUCCGUACCAGUUCGCCCGGUUCAGACCCAGUCCUUUUAUAGUACCAGUACCAACACUACAGCCAUACCGGCCUCCGCACCCCCGGUACCUGUAUGGGAUAAACACACCCCUCGAACCCCCAAGACCCCCCACCGUACACCCCAAACCCCAAAACAAACCCCCGUCACCACCCAGACCCCCCGCACCCCCCAGACCCCUAAACGAACCCCUCACACCCCGCUGACCCGGACCAUCUCGACCGGUACAGGGACCAGUUUCGUGGACAUGGAGAAGGAGAGAUUAAACAGGAUGGAGAAAGAGAGGACAGAGAGACUUAAUAGUUCCACCUUGGGAAAUCCCACCAGCCACCCACACAGCCACAGACAGUCAGGCGGACCUCCCAACAAUGAAAGGUCAACACCUUAUUCCACCUGUUGCGCUUCUUCUUCUCGUUCCAAUCCUCCUACCACCAGCACCACCACCACCACCGUCACUACUACUCUUCCUGUUCCUAGUUCUACCUCCUCACUCCACAGCAGUCUGACAACUAACAGUCAGUCCAGCUCCACCCACCACCAGUACUGUUGCCCUGCCCGGCUGCUCCUGCCCAAGCCGCCUUGCGCCCUCCCCCCAUCCAGGCACUCCGACCAGGCAAGAGAGGACGAAGACGAUGACAUCGCCCAUCAGUUCUGUUGCCCCGCCUCUGAGUGCAGUAGCCCGUCCUCUAGGUAACCAGCCGAUCACUUGAACCUCCUUCUCGUUUUUUACCCUUGACCUCCAAACAACCUUACGGAGAAAACGCUGAGGGCAACAACUGGACACAACUCGUUGGUCGGGGUUUGAAAAAUAAAUAAACUUUUAAAACGCACAAACCUGGCUGGAGACAAGGCAGGAGCUCAGCUACACUGAACUGUAGUCUGGGACUUGCGGACUAGCUCUGGUCUGGACUAGCUCUGGUCUGGACUAUCUCUGGUCUGGACUAUCUCUGGUCUGGACUAGCUCUCGUCUGGACUAUCUCUGGUCUGGACUAUCUCUGGUCUGGACUAUCUCUGGUCUGGACUAUCUCUGGUCUGGACUAUCUCUGGUCUGGACUAUCUCUGGUCUGGACUAUCUCUGGUCUGGACUAUCUCUGGUCUGGACUAGCUCUCGUGUGGACUAUCUCUGGACUGAAUCUUUAUCUGCCAGAUUUUACUGUACCUCCCUUCCCUGUCCUUACCAGCAUGUCACCCUUACAACCUUGCCUAACUCCGAAUGACACAAGGCAGUCCUGAUCGGUUGACCCCUCAGACUCUGACCGUUGAAGUGUAGCGUAGGCAGUCUGAUCUCUGACCUGGGCAGUGUGUGAAGAGAACUCACCUACGGCCCCGGGCCGGGUCAACUGAUGACGAGACGAUGGAAGAAAGAAAAAAAAAACGGAAAAUGAACCCUUCAGAUUCUUUCUGUAGCUCAUAUAUAUCUACUUCCUGUAUACUGCCCUCUAGUGUCUGUAUGCUGUCUCUUUUUACUCCUUUAAAUCUCACUCUUUCUUCUUUACCUCCUUGUGAACCUUCCUCUUCCCCUCUAUCGUUCAGUGAGAGAGGACAUGGUGGGUUUAACUCUAUUCUAACCAUACGGAAAAAUAAUGAGAAAUACAUCCAAUCUUCCUGAUUCAGUGCCAAGAAAAGCUCUUAGUUUUCAACUCUUUAAAAACUUUAAAAUAUUGUAAUGUUUUGUGAACAGAAGAGUUAUGCUUUAUGAGCAAAAUAUCUGAAGAAAAAUAUUUAUUUAAAUUAAAAAUAUUUUAGUUAGAUUUCCCUUUUCGCAUUAGAGAAUACCGAAAUGACAUGAUCCUUUAUGAGUUUGCAGCAUAGACACAUAGAAACAUUAUCUCUGCCCCAAACCCAGUAAGACUCGUAAGUCAACUCAUAUUGAGUGUGAAUAGUAAGCUAUUGCAAGGCCAAGGGAUGGGUGGGGCUUAGAAAACGCUACCAAUGGGGUUCAAAUCUAAUCAGAACAGGGUAACCGUGGUAACCACGGUCUCACACUGAUCCUCAUCCAGACAUUCUGUAAAUAUCGAAAUAGGAAAAACCAGCGGCAUUAUAGUUCGCUAGGCGCUACUUCCCCCUACCCCUUACACAGAUAUAGGACACUAGCAUAGAGGUUGUUAGAUACAGGACACUACCAUAGAGGUGGUUAGAUACAGGACACUAGCAUAGAGGUGGUUAGAUACAGGACAAUACCAUAGAGGUGGUUAGAUACAGGACAAUACCACAGAGGUGGUUAGAUACAGGACACUACCACAGAGGUGGUUAGAUACAGGACACUAGCAUAGAGGUGGUUAGAUACAGGACACUAGCAUAGAGGUGGUUAGAUACAGGACACUAGCAUAGAGGUGGUUAGAUGAAGGACACUAGCAUAGAGGUGGUUAGAUACAGGACACUACCACAGAGGUGGUUAGAUACAGGACAAUACCAUAGAGGUGGUUAGAUACAGGACACUAGCAUAGAGGUGGUUAGAUACAGGACACUAGCAUAGAGGUGGUUAGAUACAGGACACUAGCAUAGAGGUGGUUAGAUACAGGACACUAGCAUAGAGGUGGUUAGAUACAGGACACUAGCAUAGAGGUGGUUAGAUACAGGACACUACCAUAGAGGUGGUUAGAUACAGGACACUAGCAUAGAGGUGGUUAGAUACAGGACACUACCAUAGAGGUUGUUAGAUACAGGACACUAGCAUAGAGGUGGUUAGAUAUUAGAUACAGGACACUAGCAUAGAGGUGGUUAGAUACAGGACACUAGCAUAGAGGUGGUUAGAUACAGGACACUAGCAUAGAGGUGGUUAGAUACAGGACACUAGCAUAGAGGUUGUUAGAUACAGGACACUAGCAUAUAGGUUGUUAGAUACAGGACACUAGCAUAGCGGUGGUUAGAUACAGGACACUAGCAUAGAGGUGGUUAGAUACAGGACACUAGCAUAGAGGUGGUUAGAUACAGGACACUAGCAUAGAGGUGGUUAGAUACAGGACACUAGCAUAGAGGUGGUUAGAUACAGGACACUAGCAUAGAGGUGGUUAGAUAUUAGAUACAGGACACUGGCAUAGAGUUGGUUAGAUACAGGACACUAGCAUAGAGGUGGUUAGAUACAGGACACUAGCAUAGAGGUGGUUAGAUACAGGACACUAGCAUAGAGGUGGUUAGAUACAGGACAAUACCAUAGAGGUUGUUAGAUACAGGACACUAGCAUAGCGGUGGUUAGAUACAGGACACUAGCAUAGAGGUGGUUAGAUACAGGACACUAGCACAGAGGUGGUUAGAGUCCAGUUGGCCCGUAACUUGUCUCUAAAGACCACUACAACCAUUGAUGUACAGCAAUGAUAUUAUCCACUGUCGGCGUCAUAUGACCACAUCAUGUUUCUUUGUCAUUGUAUUCUUAGGAAUAACUCAAGGAGAUGUAACAUAUUAUUGAAUAGUGAAACCUACUUCUGUGUUGUACAGAUACAUUAGGCUACACAGACUCUGCACUACAGUCCCAGGAACAGGACGUGAACUAUCCAAACCUCUGGUUGUGUAACAUUACAUAGUGACAUUACUUAGCAUUAGUUAGUGCAGUAAGUAGUUCCUUAACCAGACACCAGCCAGGUUAACUUAGUUAGUGUAGUGGAGCGUAGUGUAAAGGUCUAUGUCCCAAAUUUCACCCUAUAUUCCCUAUAUGCAGUACUCUAUGGGUUCUGGUCAAAAGUUGUGCACUGUACAGGGUGCCAUUUGGGAUACACUUUAAGGGAUCUCUAGCUUCCUUUUCUCCCUUUUGUUCUUAAGUAGAGUGCAGUAGUGUUAGACACUAUGGUAAUCAGUCAGUCAGUCACAGUACAGUCAGUGUGUUGUCUUGUUUGCUCAUCAUGUCAUGAUCAGUCCCUGGAUGUGGACUUCUUGCAGGUACUAUGGACGGAGAUUCGCAGUGUUCACAGUUGAGUUGCAAAAUUCAGGUUAACUUUUCCAAAAUUCCCCAGGUUUUCCUGAAAUGCCAGUUGGAGGAUUCCCAGAUUUCCCUUCUGAAUCGAGGAAUAUUCAAACCAGGACUCUAAAGUGUGACCAAUCCGUGUGCGACAAGGAGUUUGAUUUUUGUGAGCACUGUUCCGACUCGGGAAAAAAAAUCUCCCGGGUUAAUACUUGGUGUAAUGAUAAGGCUUGGCUGUACCGUUGUUUCCCAGUGCCCUAGAGAAUCAAGUGAGUGCAGAUUUGGUUAACGUCAUGGUUGCACUAUCUCUACAGAGAAAUCACGGUUUGCCCAACUAGAUCAAAAGAUCUGACCCAUGUUACCGACGCAGCAUUUAAUCUUCCUGUAAUGACGGGUUGGCUGACAACGUCACGGAAACUAUGCGCAUGCUUCAAUGGGGCAGAAGUCUUGUGUCUUGAUAGGAUUCUGGAUGGACAGAUACCUAGCAACAAUGAUAAGAAACUGUCAUGUGGGGAAUCAUAAAUGUCUUAUUUUGAGAUGUUUUGACUAAUUGCAUGUCAAUGUUAAUAUGGCUCAAAUUCGCUAAGGUUGCAAACCAACAAACGAUAAUAAACCUUGUCGUGGGUCGUUGUAAAACGAACCGCUCGUCGACAUCGUUAACCAUUUGUUUACAUUUUGUUCAGUCAUGUAACCUCAUUGGCUAGCAAGCUAACGACCCGGUAACUUCACCGGUAUAUCCAAACAUUUGGGGGAACAGAAAUAAAAUAAAAAGGGAUAGCUUCUUCUGUAGAUCAAUGGAUGAUAGCGAUGAAUGAUGCUGUGUUGACCUGCUAGUCGAAACUAGAAAACUCAAGAAAUGUCCGACUGGAAACUAAUUUCUGAGUUUUAAUAGUUCCGACUGGCGUGUCAAUUUGGUUUCUAUGACAGCCGCCUUGCAUCGCAAACCUGACUUUUUUUAAAGAGACAGUGUACCAAUUAUAUGCAAUGCAUCUCAAUUAGAGAAAUACCUAAUAUUCCACAAAUUACUUUGUAAUUUCAAUGACAGGUAUUUGUAUCGACGCCUUAGCUUUUAUAAGAAGUUAAGAUCUUCACAGUAUUACAUAUUUGUUUCUAGGGUACAUAUAGGCCCAAUAAGGCUGCAUCUCAAUUUCUGGUGCUCCUAACUUUCAUGUUGUGCUCCUAACUUUUAAAAGUUAGGAGCACCAGUGCUUCAAAAAAAGAAAUGUUUUAAUUUAGUGCCCUGAUUCCAGCUGGAACUGCGUACUCUUAUCACACCUGUUUCUGGUUGCUGUCAUGGCAACCACUGUAUCACACCUGUCUUCUGUUACCAAGGGGAUGGAAGUGAAGAGAAAGGGCUUGUCAAUGUCCACGCCACCUCAUAAAUCUAAUUAGCAUAAUAAAAAUAUCCCAAUUAAAAUCAGCACAUCUGCCUCUGUCGCACUGACAGAGCUAGAGCAGUGUUGGUCAGACCAGGAGACAUCCCAUCUGAGGUGAAAGGUGACAGAGCUAGAGCAGUGUUGGUCAGACCAGGAGACAUCCCA
Molecule: messenger RNA, 7932 nt
Organism: Oncorhynchus kisutch (coho salmon)
Lineage: Eukaryota; Metazoa; Chordata; Actinopteri; Salmoniformes; Salmonidae
Exons: 5
Coding region: 2135-3190 (351 amino acids)
Source: RefSeq, a predicted model, not a curated record